This is a messenger RNA of Toxotes jaculatrix (banded archerfish), 3391 nucleotides long. RefSeq names its product solute carrier family 2 member 3b (gene slc2a3b). Bases 289 to 1842 code for a protein of 517 amino acids. Gene Ontology annotation, cellular component: apical plasma membrane; basolateral plasma membrane. The record is from RefSeq and is a predicted model, not a curated record. Lineage: Eukaryota; Metazoa; Chordata; Actinopteri; Toxotidae. Gene Ontology annotation, biological process: monosaccharide transmembrane transport; response to insulin. The transcript is spliced from 11 exons. Gene Ontology annotation, molecular function: hexose transmembrane transporter activity.
CCAAGCAUGUAUGAGUAAGUGAGAACCGAAGGCGGUGAAACGUGCCGCUUAACUUGUACCACUUUUCUUUAAAAGCUCACAGGGGUGGGGAGGACCGAACAUUUGUAGUAGCAAACAGGUCUGGACACGGCUCUUUAACUGGAUAAACCGGUUUUUCUGCUGCCUGUCUGCACAGAGAGGUGUUUCCAUAAGAAAUAGGAAGAAGCUCAGUAUAAGAAGCCUCAGUUUGUGAUCUGAAGAGUCCCUGUGGUUUUCCUCUCAAUAUCUUCUAACAGACAGCAAGCAAAGAUGGAGCGGAUGCAGGAUGAGAAGCCGAAGAAGACGAUUACCGCUUACCUUCUCUACUGUGUUUCAACAGCAGUCAUUGGCUCGCUGCAGUUUGGUUACAACACUGGGGUCAUCAAUGCACCAGAGCAGAAAUUGCGUGGGUUUUUCUACAAUGUGUCUUCGGAACGGUACGGAGAACCUUUCAGCCAAGGAACAAUCACCAUGGUGUGGAGUUUCUCUGUGGCCAUCUUCAGUGUGGGAGGCAUGAUCGGGUCCUUCUCUGUCGGAGCUAUGGUCAACAAAUUUGGCAGGCGUAAGUCCAUGCUGCUGUCCAAUGUCCUUGCUAUCAUUGGGGGUGGUCUGAUGGGACUGUCGACCCUGAGUCGAUCUUUUGAGAUGGUCAUUUUCGGCCGGUUGGUCAUCGGUGUGUUCUGCGGUCUGUGCACGGGACUGACACCCAUGUACGUGGGGGAGAUCUCUCCCACUGCGGUCCGAGGAGCUUUCGGCACCCUGCACCAGCUGGGUGUAGUUAUUGGCAUCCUGGUGGCACAGAUCUUUGGUCUGGAGUUUCUGCUGGGCUCAGAUGAUUUGUGGCCUGUGCUGCUGGCUCUGACUGCCCUGCCUGCCGUGUUGCAGAGCAUCAUGUUGCCCUUCUGCCCUGAAAGCCCCCGCUACCUGCUCAUUGUCCUCAACCAGGAGGAGGAGGCAAGAAAAGCACUGGUGCGCCUGCGUGGCUGCGAAGAUGUGGACGACGAUAUUCAAGAGAUGAAGGAAGAAGGGAAUAAGAUGGCUAUGGAAAAGAAAGUGACCAUCCCCGAACUCUUCCGCUCCCCAAAAUACCGCCAACCAAUCAUUAUCGCCAUUGUCCUCCAGCUCUCUCAGCAGCUGUCUGGCAUCAACGCUGUAUUUUAUUACUCUACAGGCAUAUUCAAAAAUGCUGGUGUAACUCAACCCAUCUACGCUACUAUUGGAGCUGGAGUCGUCAACACUGUGUUUACUGUUGUCUCUCUCUUCCUAGUUGAAAGGGCGGGGCGAAGGACGUUGCACCUUAUUGGGCUGGCUGGAAUGGCCAUUUGUGCCCUCAUUAUGACAAUCUCACUCUCUUUAGGGAAGACCCAGCCGUCUCUAAGCUACCUGGCUAUUGUGGCUGUGUUCGGCUUUGUUGCCAGUUUCGAGAUGGGUCCUGGUCCCAUUCCCUGGUUCAUUGUGGCUGAGCUCUUCUCCCAGGGGCCCAGACCUGCUGCCAUGGCUGUCUCUGGUUUCUCCAACUGGACCGCCAACUUCCUGGUGGGGCUAGGUUUCCCUAAACUGGAGGAACUUUGCGGCGCAUAUGUCUUCAUCAUCUUCACGGUCCUCCUCAUUCUGUUUUUCAUCUUCACAUACCUGCGAGUGCCUGAAACCAGAGGAAGAACCUUUGACGACAUUGCUCAGGGAUUUGCUGCCAGUGCGGGGAAACCGCCCCACUCCCCGGUGCCUGAAGCGGUGGUCGUCGGCCUGCCAGACAGCAAAGAGCCUGCGCCCAUGUCCCCGACAGAAAAGGUUCCCAUGGUGGAUCUUCCCAUAGAGAAACCAUGAGCAUCUUUUGAGAAAAGAAGGAAGGUACAAUGCAGACAAACAAGUUCCAACCACAUCAAUAUUCUGAGGAGUAAGAGCAGCCAGAGUGUGUUUAGAAAAAACAGCUCUGUAUUAAUGCAGUAAUACAUUUUUAGUUUUUUAAUGUAUGUUUUCAGUGUGCCUUUCUUAAUUUAUAUGUUUUUUUAAAGAUUCUCUGGUUACAGAUGCUAAAACAAUUGACCGAAUUCUCUGUAAUCCUACUUUUAAACGUGGGCCAAACUUAACUGAAUUGCCAGUACUUAAUUUUUGUUGACAUUCCCAGUGCCAGUUCCGUGCAUAUUGAUCAAUGUGAGAGGAUCAACAUAUGUUAAGUGUUGAGUCUCAGCUACCCCCAGUAUUAAAAGGUUGUAGGAUUUGGGUGGGGGGUUACGAAUUGAGGUCAAGCCUGAAAAGCCGGUUUUUGAGCACAGUAGUUUGACCCAAAAAAGACUGACUUGGUGUCCUCUCUGCUUGCCUGAUGUGCCUCACUGCCAUGAGAUGGGAGCCAUGUUGACUUGAGUAGACAGAAAAAACAUGGAGGAGGUGCUGUAGCUAUCCCUCUCUUCUUCAGGUGCACAAAAGGUUAAAUUAAAUAUAUUUAAACACCUUUAAGUAUGAAAUGUAUUAUAACCUUAUUUGGGAGUAGACCAUAUUUGUAUUUAUGUAUGUUGUUUGAAGUCGGGAGUGUUUGUGCUGAUAAAGAAGUAACUCAAGUAAAUUGGUGGUGCUUACAUCACAUGUGUUGUAUGUAUGAGAAUGAGGUGUAGUCUAUCACUGCCAAGUCUUAACAGAGUCUCUGUUUUACCAUUUCACUAUAGGGUACAACCAUGGAUGACAGAAAAAUUGUUGUAGUGCCAUUACAAAGUGCAUUAUAACAGUUGGGUACAAAAACUCAGGUGGCAGUUUGUGUUAUUGUACAUGGCUUCUGACUGUUACAGCAAAAAAAUUUUAUUCAUCACUGUACUUGAACCUUUUUUGUCAUUUGUUUGUAACUACAAGCUACUGCAUCACAGGUCAUGAAAUAAAAUAUCUUAUAAUCUCCUAAACAGUGUUACAUCAAAUCAAAUGUGCUUAUCAGAGGGUUAGGGUUAGUAGGAUGCACUGGAACACAUUUAAGUCUACUGAUAAUUACAGAACAACACAUAUCUCAGUCUAAACAAGACAUCAGUCAUGUGACAUGGUUAUACUGAAUAAAAACACUAGAUGAAUUGUAUUUAUUUCUACAGUUUACGCACAAAAAAUGUCUUCUCAUAUGUAUUUGUGUCCAAUUGUCUGAAAUUGUGUGUAUAUAUUGUAGAAUUUGUAGUUACAUGAUCAGCUUUUACAGCACAGUAUACAUGCUUAUAAAUGUUGUGCCAAUGUUUGUACAGUUGCACCUUCUCUUGGAUGUGCGCACUGUCAUAAAGAAACACUUUUCAGCAUGUGAGCUUUUCAGUGUUUGGUUUGCACUUUGGCCGUCUGACUACUUUCUAAUGAUUGUUUUGUUUAUGUGUCGAUCUCUGUUACAUGUAAAUACACUUGUAUGUGUUCA